This is a messenger RNA of Tetrahymena thermophila SB210, 669 nucleotides long. Its product is annotated as glutathione S-transferase, amine-terminal domain protein. The record is from RefSeq and is a predicted model, not a curated record. Gene Ontology annotation, molecular function: glutathione transferase activity. The transcript has a single exon. Gene Ontology annotation, biological process: glutathione metabolic process. NCBI's taxonomy places the organism in Eukaryota, Ciliophora, Oligohymenophorea, Hymenostomatida, Tetrahymenidae.
AUGGGCUGCUCUGGUUCUUCCGCUGUUAAGGAUAAAGACUGUAUUAAUGAAAAGAUUGUAUUAGGUUAUUGGGCUGUACACUUAUAAGGUCAACCUGCCAGAUACGUCUUAGAAUUAGCUGGCAUUCCAUAUGAAGACAGAUUAUACACCAUGUAAAAUCGUGCUGACUGGUUCGAAAAAGAUAAACAAACUUUGGGUUUUGAUUAUCCUAACCUUCCUUAUAUUAUUCAUGGCGACUUCAAAAUUACUGAAAGCCAGAACGUUGUAAAUUAUGUCAUCGAAGUAACCAACCAAUAGAAACUUCUAGGUGAAGGUAAGGAUAAAUACAGAGUCGGUCACGUUAGAUAUGUCUGUUAAGAAAUACUUGGCAAACUUUUUGGAGCAAUUAUGAAGGAAAAUGCUGAAGAGAAAUAAAAUGCCAUCCAAAACGACGUCCUCCCCAAAGCCAGGCUUGUUUAAACCUACCUUGGAUCCCAAAAUAAAUUCUGCAGUGAACUCACUAUUGCCGAUAUCUAUGCUUACGUCUUUUUCUUCAACUUAAAAAAGAAAGCUCCUGAAGCCUACGCCGAAUUUGCUGCUCAAAUCGACCCCUUACUUUAAAACUUCGAAAGCAUCCCCAAUAUUAAAAAAUACUAAGAAUCUGAACGUUUUGCUAAAAUCAACAAUUGA